UGCAGCCUUUAAAACGACUCAAUCAUAAUUCGACACUGGAAAUGCUUAUAAUCAACAUACCGGAAAAUUAAGAAAGAAAGAAUUGGGAUAUGAAAGAUUAUUAUAUCAGCAUAACCUAUUUAGUUCUUCUAACUCCUUUUCCUGCGCUGCAGUUGAAGAGGCCGCUAAACCUCUGGAGCGUCCUGCACCAGGUGGCGAUGUCCCUGGCCGUGGCCGAAGAGGCACUGCAAUUCGAACACCGGGCACUCUUGCUGCGUCGUGUGCUCGUCAACUACACGCUCGAGUGCGCCUCCCGCUACACCAUCCGCGGCCGCGACUAUCUCAUCGAAACGUUGUUUCUGGAGGCGUGCAUCUUGGGCGGAGCCUCGGCCCGUCUCAGCGAUGGCGACACACCGGUCUUCACGGUGAUCAAGGACGAUUCACACGAGCCGAUGCAGCGUCACCUUCUCAACGUCGACAUUAAUAUGAAGAUAGUAAUCAGGAACGACUGGCGCGCAUUCCACCCUCUCACCAACCGUCUAUGGCUGCGCUACUUGACCAAGGAACUGCGAUGGCUAUACAAGCACAGAUUUGGCAGCGACAUGAACGAAUUCGAGACACUCUUCUGGUCGGAUAUUGGCAGCUGGAAGCAGAAGCUAUUCAAGUACUCUUCGCAAGCCCAGUUCGUCGAAAACCUCCCCCACGUCUGAGCGCAAAGACGCCACGGGGGCUUGACAACGACGACGGGUUGAUUGCGCGAGGAGAAACACGUUUGCUCGAAAUUCU
This is a messenger RNA of Dermacentor andersoni, 765 nucleotides long. RefSeq names its product serine/threonine-protein kinase haspin-like. Gene Ontology annotation, molecular function: histone H3T3 kinase activity. Lineage: Eukaryota; Metazoa; Arthropoda; Arachnida; Ixodida; Ixodidae. Gene Ontology annotation, biological process: mitotic cell cycle; intracellular signal transduction. The record is from RefSeq and is a predicted model, not a curated record. Gene Ontology annotation, cellular component: nucleus; cytoplasm.